GACCCGGACCAAGCAGGCCAUUUUUACCUGCGUAAUAACAGGCUUGGGAAUAGCGAAGCAGCGGCGGCAGCAGCGACUGGAGUAGGAGGAGGAGCGCAGGCAGCGGCCGCGGCGGGGCGGGAGGAAGAGGAGGGGGGAGGAGGAGGAGCUGAAGCGGGAAGAGCGGUAGGCAGCGGCUCCGCGGAGUUGCACCAGAGGCGGCGGCGGCGGCGGCUCUGAGACACCGCAGCCUCCCGGAGUGCGGAGUCCCUCCGGGGACAGCAGCAGGGAGCGCCCGCGCAGCCACCGCGCCUCGGCCCAGCCAAGCCGCCGUCGCCGCGCCGGGAAACGCCAGCCAUGGCCGCGCCGCCGGAUCCGCAGGACGAGCUGCUGCCGCUGGCCUGCCCCGGGUCCCAGUGGCUCAGGGACCGGGGGGAGGGGGCGAAUGAAGCGGUGACGCCGAAAGGGGCCACGCCGGCUCCUCAGGCUGGGGAGCCUAGCCCGGGGUUGGGCGCCAGGGCCCGGGAAGCGGCGCCGCGGGAACCCGGCUCGGGCCCCGCCCGGCAGCCGCCCGUUGCCAUGGAAACUGCAUCCACAGGUGUGGCAGGUGCUUCCAGUGCCAUGGACCACACGUUCUCAACAACAUCCAAAGAUGAGGAAGGAUCGUGUUACACAUCUCUGAUUUCUGACAUCUGCUACCCACCUCAGGAGGAUUCUACAUAUUUCACUGGAAUUCUUCAGAAGGAAAAUGGCCACGUCACCAUUUCAGAAAGCCCUGAGGAGUUGGGUACACCCGGUACCUCCUUACCAGAUGUGCCUGGGAUAGAGUCUCAUAGCUUAUUUAGUUCUGAUUCUGGAAUAGAGAUGACUCCUGCAGAGUCCACUGAAGUGAAUAAGAUCUUAGCAGAUCCCCUGGACCAGAUGAAAGCAGAGGCCUAUAAAUACAUUGACAUAACCAGACCCGAGGAGGUAAAGCACCAAGAACAACGCCACCCCGAGUUGGACAACAAAGACUUGGACUUUAAGAAUAAGGACACUGACAUCUCAACAAAACCUGAAGGGGUCCGUGAACCUAACAAACCAGCUCCUGUGGAGGGAAAAAUCAUCAAGGACCAUUUCUGUGAAGAAUCCACAUUUGCUCCGUACAUAGAUGAUCUCUCUGAAGAACAGCACAGGGCUCCUCAGGUUACCACCCCUGUCAAAAUCACACUGACGGAGAUAGAACCUUCUGUUGAAACUGCUACCCAAGAGAAGACCCCUGAGAAGCAAGAUAUAUGUUUAAAGCCAAGUCCUGACACAGUCCCCACUGUCACCGUCUCGGAGCCUGAAGAUGACAGCCCAGGAUCUAUCACCCCUCCAUCUUCCGGAACAGAACCAUCUGCUGCAGAAUCCCAGGGGAAAGGCAGCAUCUCCGAGGAUGAGCUGAUCACCGCCAUCAAAGAAGCAAAGGGCUUAUCGUAUGAAACCUCCGAGAGCGCACGGCAGGUGGGCCAGCUGGCCGACAGGCCGGAGGUCAAGGCCAGGCCCGGACCACCAACCAUCCCCAGCCCCCUGGACCAUGAGGCCAGCAGCGCAGAGUCGGGGGACUCAGAGAUCGAGCUGGUGUCCGAGGACCCCAUGGCCGCGGAGGACUCGCUGCCUUCCAGCUAUGUGAGCUUCAGCCACGUGGGCGGCCCUCCGCCAUCGCCCGCCUCGCCGUCCAUCCAGUACAGCAUCCUGAGGGAGGAGCGCGAGGCCGAGCUGGACAGCGAGCUCAUCAUCGAGUCUUGCGACGCCUCCUCUGCCUCGGAGGAGAGCCCCAAGCGGGAGCAGGACUCGCCCCCAAUGAAGCCCAGCGCCCUGGAUGCCAUCCGGGAGGAGACGGGAGCCCGGGCCGAGGAACGCGCGCCCAGCCAGCGGGGCCUGCCUGAGCCAGGUUCCUUCCUCGAAUACCCCUCGGCUGAGCCCCAGCCUGGCCCGGAGCUGCCCGCUGGAGACGGAGCCCUGGAGCCCGUGACGUCCACGUCGCCACGGAAGCCUGAGGAAGACGCAAGUUCCAACCAAAGUCCUGCGGCCACAAAGGGCCCCGGGCCUCUAGGCCCUGGUGCCCCACCCCCACUGCUGUUUCUCAAUAAACAAAAAGCUAUUGACCUGCUGUACUGGCGGGACAUCAAGCAGACGGGCAUCGUGUUUGGGAGUUUCCUGCUGCUGCUCUUCUCCCUGACCCAGUUCAGCGUGGUGAGCGUCGUGGCCUACCUGGCCCUGGCUGCGCUCUCAGCCACCAUCAGUUUCCGCAUCUACAAGUCUGUUUUACAAGCUGUGCAGAAAACCGACGAGGGCCACCCUUUCAAGGCCUACUUGGAGCUUGAGAUCACCCUUUCUCAGGAGCAGAUUCAGAAGUACACGGACUGCCUGCAGUUCUACGUGAACAGCACACUUAAGGAACUGAGGAGGCUCUUCCUUGUCCAGGACCUGGUGGAUUCCUUAAAAUUCGCAGUCCUGAUGUGGCUCCUGACCUACGUUGGCGCUCUCUUCAAUGGCCUGACCCUGCUGCUCAUGGCUGUGGUUUCAAUGUUUACUCUACCUGUAGUGUAUGUUAAGCACCAGGCACAGAUUGACCAAUAUCUGGGACUUGUGAGGACUCACAUAAAUGCUGUUGUGGCAAAGAUUCAGGCUAAAAUCCCAGGCGCUAAGAGGCACGCUGAGUAAACUGAUAUCGCACCGGGGACUGGACACAAACAGGAAUGUCUGAAGUGGUAACAGCUCCCUUCUUACUCGUUACUGCAAAUUGAUUGUGCCCCCUUCCCCCCAGUACCAUAAUCUUAGAGACAAACCUUAAAACAGCUGUUUUUAGGCUGUUCCUUGUACUCUUAGGAUAUUUGAGUCACUUGUGUCAACCACUAAAGUAUAGAGAAAAGUGUAUUAGAUGUGGUUUUUAAUUUUGUGUUGCUAAAAAAAAGUGCAUGAUGGUGAGAGCCCAAGUUAUCUUUCCUUCUUUGGUGUUCUUCUUCUCUUCUCUGCAAUGCUUCUGUAGCUUCUAACGUUCCCGUGGCUAGGCCUUUCCUGCUGAGUGCUCUGAUGCAAUAGUGGAAAUCGCUUACAUGUCCUUGGGUUGCUGGUUGGAUUAAUCUUUAAUAACAAUAUAUAGAAUUGUAGACUGAUGUUUUAGCAUUUUUCCAACACACACAACGUAAAAAUAAAAACAGUCGACCGUACUUAUGGUAAUCAGUUUUGUAUAACUUAAAAUAAUUAAAUAAAUGAAUAAACCCAAAACGAACAUGCAAUACUUUUGUUGUAUGGGAUUGGUGCGCUGAUUUACAUGUAUGGUUACUAAAAAGUACCAGCAUGUUAACUUUAUUACAAUUUGUAUUACUUUCUCUGUAGUUCCUAAUGGAUUCAAUUACGGACUCUGGAUAUUUGCACUUAUGUACUUGAUACUGAAUGCAUAAAUAAAUGUUACUAAAUGUAGAA
Sapajus apella (tufted capuchin) is the source of this 3429-nucleotide messenger RNA. RefSeq names its product reticulon 1 (gene RTN1). Gene Ontology annotation, biological process: brain development; endoplasmic reticulum tubular network formation; neuron differentiation. The record is from RefSeq and is a predicted model, not a curated record. The coding region runs from base 337 to 2667 and encodes 776 amino acids. Gene Ontology annotation, cellular component: postsynaptic density; neuron projection. NCBI's taxonomy places the organism in Eukaryota, Metazoa, Chordata, Mammalia, Primates, Cebidae. The transcript is spliced from 9 exons.